This is a messenger RNA of Leopardus geoffroyi (Geoffroy's cat), 925 nucleotides long. Its product is annotated as testis-specific H1 histone. The transcript has a single exon. Bases 1 to 783 code for a protein of 260 amino acids. Gene Ontology annotation, biological process: nucleosome assembly. Gene Ontology annotation, molecular function: DNA binding; structural constituent of chromatin. Gene Ontology annotation, cellular component: nucleosome. Lineage: Eukaryota; Metazoa; Chordata; Mammalia; Carnivora; Felidae. The record is from RefSeq and is a predicted model, not a curated record.
AUGGCUGAGGUGCCUGGGCCCACUGGCGAAUCCAAAGGCACUGAAGUUAAAACCCAGCAGGCCACGGAAAAAACCCUCAGGGCACCGCCAAGGCGGGGUCCAACCUCGGUGCUCAAAGUGUCCCAGUUGUUGCUCCGAGCCAUCACAGCACACAAAGGGCUGACUCUGGCCACUCUCAAGAAGGAGCUCGGAAAUGCUGGCUACGAAGUGCGCCGGAAGUGCCGCCACUCAGGCGAAGCACCCAGGUCUGAUGUUAAGGGCACGCUUCUCCGAGUCAGCGGUAGCGAUGCCUCCGGCUACUUCAGGGUUUGGAAGAGUCCAAAGCCGAAGAGAAAGCCGGGACGCCCGAGGUUGGAGGAGGGCGUGCGCUCUUCGAGGAGGACUCCUCCUAGGCCACGGAGCCCACGGAGGCGCAGCACGCAUCGCAGGGCGGCCAAGAAGGCCAGGGAAUUAUGGAGACAGAGCACGAAGGGAAACACGAGGAUGAGGAAGGUCAGGCCAAGAGCCAAGGACUCGGUGCGUUCCAAAGCCAAGGAGGGAGCAAGGGCCAAGGUGAUGAACCAGGGGAGAGGUCAGACCAUGAAGGAAGACAUCAGGCCUAGGACCCGACAGAAGAGGCCAAGCUCGAAGCCCAGGGAAGAGAAGCAGCAGGACCAGGAGACAUUGGUAAAACGCACCAUCCAGAAGACAUCCUUGGUUAAAAGUGACCUAAAUUUUAGCGGUCAGGGGAGACCCACGCAUGACCCAAGGGCUGUUCGCACAAAGACUUCUACUAAAGCUUAAAGUCCUCCGUAUGCAGCCGGGUGCCUGUAGUGUGGGAGCAAUUUCCCUUCCUCAAGGCACAGAUGCCUUUCCCCUUAGGCUCUAAUGAGAGCAGCUCUCACACACUGAAGUGGACAAAACUAUACACAAGACCUUUCCACUA